Molecule: messenger RNA, 1975 nt
Organism: Tuber aestivum (summer truffle)
Lineage: Eukaryota; Fungi; Ascomycota; Pezizomycetes; Pezizales; Tuberaceae
Source: the annotation of a GenBank genome assembly
CCCCUCCUCCCUACCAAUAGCUGUCAGAUCCCCAUGGUCGCUUUUCUUCUUUGCUGAAGGGAGAAGGAAGAACACUGCAUUCGAGAUACUAUGACGGCGUUCCCGACGGAGUCGCUUCCGACUGCAGACGCUCCAGCACCGACGCCCAGGUUAGAGGAGGGUCCAGCAACACAGACGUCGGAUGAAUGGAAUCAUUGGAAUCCGGGAGAGACACCACCACCGUCAAAUGGCAGGAAUAAACCGGACGACGAGACUCCGAUUCAGAUAACGACCACGCCUACGCCUGCUAGAGUUCCGUCGGCUUCUCCCACUGAGUCGGGCACCGCUUAUAGUCCAACGAGUCAAAUUGACCGUUCAACAUUGAUCGGGAUUUUGGUCGCGUUAGGAUUUGUUUUCCUUGCAGCAUUGGCAGCACUAGCUUGUAUCAAGCGGAAGAAGAACCAGCGUAGAAGAGGGAUAAGAAGCUGCCGUAGGAGGGGUCCCGUAGAUGAUGAGGACGAUGGGGAGAAGGCGCCUCCCAGUUACGAGGUAGCAGUUUUUGGAUCAACAAAUGAUGCAACAUGGGUAUGCGAGGAUCCAUUCCAGAUAUCUUGAAAUCCCUACCCCUACAGUAUUGCUAACGUACUCUUCAGAAUGAGCAUUAUGGUGUCCAAAACCCCCCACAGCAGCCAGAGCAACCAAUACUUCAAUCCCCGGAACCGGUGCACCACGUGAUCCAUUCUCCACGGCCAAUAAGUGCCACUAGUACCACAGCUCUCAACCGCCUCGAGCCAAUCACGACACCGCAGCAGAGGCCAGUAUCGCAAGGAAUAGUAGUCUUCCCUCAUGACUCCCCCGUAUUGGGACCGCAAGACGACAGCCUUUCACUGCAAACGGCGUUAAGGCAGAGUCAGCAGAGUAACAGGGUGUUAUAUUCACAGCCCACUGCAUCAGGAAGAUUCACGGAGAGCUUUGACGAUUCGGCGUCAGUGGUCAGCGAACUGACAGAGGAGGAACGAAUUGCUGUGGUCGAGAUUGUCUGAGACCUCUUGGGAUACGGUAGAUUAUGCGAUAUUUUUGCUCAUUUUAUUUUUAUUUAUCUCUUUAUACAUAUUUCUUUCUCACGAAGGGAUGACGGAUUGGCGGCAUUUUUUCGGCUCUUUUUUUAAACUUCACGGUCCUUUUUUGCGCUGGGACAUUUAUCCAGAUUGGCAAGGUUCAGUUAAUUCUUGGGAUUGCAUAUAUGGGAUUGGUAUCACGAAGGGAACGAACCUGGGCCGAUGUUGGGAACUGGAGUUGUUUCUAUAUCUCUUUAAUAUACCCUUUAUUUCGUUUAUUCAGUUUCUGGGGGCUUUUUUAUUAUCUUCAUUAUUUCUUUUCAUCAUCAUACCUCUGGAUUCUGGGGCGACGAACACAAACAACCGAUUGAUAGGUGUCAUGUACUACCAUGUUAAACGAACGAAAAAGAAAAAGAGGGUUAUGAAAAGAAGAGCCUGUACGAACCGGUGUGGCUUACUGUUGCACGAGUGAGAAGUAAGUAAAAAGCAAAACUUUUCAAGUCACUUGUCUUCGCUGUCAAUUGGGCUUUCUAUAAAUAUCCCCAGGCCCCACCUCUACUGCAUUAGGAAGUCCUUUAGUGGACUGUGCUGCAUAGCCUAGCCUAAUACGGACUUGGUACAAAGGCUUAGCUGGACCGCGCACAUCACCUGUGGCACGACAUAAUGAGUUUUUCCGCACCCACUCUCAUUUGACUGGGAAGUUCCUGGUGAAAAAUUGCCCCCCAGCAACCUAUCGCCUUGAUGCCGUGCAGCAGCAGGAGUAGCUUGGAAACAGCUUGACUAACUUAUAGCUAUACAGUAUUUUCUUUCCUGAAAAAUCUAUUUUCAUGAUUCACUGUCUGGACGCUCCCUUCUCAUCAUAUUUCAAACUGUCAUGGUCGUACAUGAAACUGGAACUCUCUAGGAGCUUGCAAUAUGAUUUCCCACCACCUAGUUUA